AUGCCAUUUGCUCAAUUAUUAAGUUCUCUAGAGUACCUGUUUUUCUCCAACAGAGCAAUGCAGCCAACAGUUAUAUUUAUUGAUGAGGUUGACUCUGUCCUCUUCAAACGGACAGAGAAGGAGAAUGAAUCUUCAAAAAAAAAUAAGACUGAGUUCUUGGUUCAGAUGGCUCGCCUUCAAAUUUUACAAGCUAUUUUCUUAAGGGAAAAGACUUCCUUGACAAACGAGGACUAUAAAUUGCUUGCUGAUACACUCCAGGGGUACUCGGGGGCAAACUUGAAGAAUGUUUGUAAAGAGGCCGCCAUGGUACCAGUGAGGGAGUCAGGAGACAUGCUUGACUCCAUUAGUGUUACUGAGAUCAGACCCACAUCCAAAGAUGAUGUGAUUUUGGCGGCACAGAAGAUCAAACCCACAGUGUCACCUAAGGACUUGGUACACUACCGUGAGUAUGAUAUGCUGUUUGGUGAUAAACCUUAA
Frankliniella occidentalis (western flower thrips) is the source of this 477-nucleotide messenger RNA. RefSeq names its product fidgetin-like protein 1. Lineage: Eukaryota; Metazoa; Arthropoda; Insecta; Thysanoptera; Thripidae. The coding region runs from base 1 to 477 and encodes 158 amino acids. The transcript has 3 exons. Gene Ontology annotation, molecular function: ATP hydrolysis activity; ATP binding. The record is from RefSeq and is a predicted model, not a curated record.